AAAUGCUCUCGAGCUUUCUUUAUUUUUCUUUCUGAUUUUCUUGGUAUCCAAACAAUUCUUUUUAGUUUUCUUGCCAACCAAGCAGUUUCAUCUAGCACUGUUAUUUCACAAAUCACGUUCCAAAUUUUCUAUCAUGGUAUUAGAGCCAUGGUCUAUGGCUAAGCACAACCCGAUUCUAAUGGUGUCUCCCUUUCCUAGUAAUCAAAUCGAGCUUGAUGACAGCAAUUACUUCAUAUGGAGGUCGCAGGUCUUGCCAAUUAUCAAAGGUCACAAAUUUAUCAAGUUUCUAGAAUUUUCAUCCUUUGAAGACUUGGUCAAUGAAGAAAAACGAGAUCUUAACUCAGAAGCUGAUGUUGAAAAUUUAGGCUCAAAUCUUAGGGAUUUCAUGCAAGCUAAAGAGAAUUGGUACAUUCAAGACCAAUUCUUAGUCGGAUGGUUGAAAGGAACAAUUUCUCCUGAGAUUUCAAGCCAUUUCAUCGAUAAAGAUUCAACCUACAAACUUUGGAAUGUAAUCGAGAAUAGGUAUGCAGCCAAAUCACAGAGUCGAAUUCUACAUUACAAAAAAUUACUACAAAAUACUAAGAAAGGAAAUCUGUCAAUAGAUGCUCUGGUAUUGAAAAUGAAAGAUCUUAUGAAUAACUUGAUUGCUGCUGGAGAUAAUGCUUCUGAGACUGAUCUUGUGACAUAUAUUCUUGGAGCUCUAGGCACUGAUUAUGAGCCUAUCUCAACAAUUCUUGGAAUCAGGCCUGAACAAUAUACAGUACAAGAGGUACAAAGUCACCUACUUGCUUUUGAAUGUAAACAUAAACUGAUACAUUCAAUAGUUUCUUUUAACCUGGGUGAUAUAUCUGCUAAUUACAUACAUGCUAGACCUCAUAUUAAUGUUGGACACACAUUUGAUGCUGUAUUGAAUAAUAAUAAUUUUGGUUCUGGCAAUGAGGCAUUAGCUUCUGCAAAUAUGUCUACCCACAGUGGGAAUUUAAUACCUUUUUCUUGUAAUAAUGUUGCUGCAAAUGUGUCCUCUGUUGGCGAAAUUUUUGAAAAACUUGAAAUUGAGAGAAAUUCAACUGGUGACAAGACUUAUGAAGGGUAUAGAAAUUAUGGAAGAGGUGGAAAUUUCGGAAAUGAAGGAUAUAGACACUAUGGAAAAGGUGGCAACUUUAGAAAUGUCAACAUGAUUGAUCAAGACAGAUUUGCCUACAAUAGAAACACUGGUUACACACAGAAUUUUAGACCACAGUUCUUUCGAGGAAGAGGAUGAGGGGGUAGGAGUAGGCUUUAGUGUCAAAUCUGUGGAAUGCUGGGUCACAUAGCAACAACUUGCUAUUAUAACACAGGGACUUCCUUGGAAGACCUGUUACUCCAGCUUUUGGUCAUCAACACCAAGUUCAGUCACCUGUUGCAAAUGUAACAUACUUUCCAGCAUCUCUUGGUUCUUCACAGAUCAAUACUUCAACUCCAUUGUUUGGAAUUCCACAUUUUCCUUCAAGUCAGAUUCUACAUAAUUCAGCUCCUGGUGCAUCUGUUUUUACUCAUGGAAGUGCAAACACUAAUAGUCAAAUUGCCUCACUCCUUUUCAACAACUUUAUCAGUCUGGACACAAUUUAAUUGUUAAUUCUAGUCUGCCGGUAAAUCAGUUUUCUCAGUAUCAAGCUUCUGUUGCUGGUAUGCCAUCUUUACCUUAGAAUUCCAUUGCUGCCAACAUAACUGCCCCUAUAACUAUUGGAGAUCCAAACUGGUACCUUGACAGUGGUGCCACAAACCAUGUGGUCAACGAUGGCAGCAGCUUGGUGCAUUACGCUGAUUACAAUGGAUAAGCAGUUGGGAGUAACCUUUUUAAGAGGCACACUUAAAGGUGGACUUUACAAGCCGGAUGUAUUACAACUAGUGCACAGAACUACAGUAGCAGAAGGUGACUUCUCCCAACAUCAUUCGAGUCGACCACAUAUUGCUGAAAGUGUAGUUGCAACAAAUGAAGCUGAAUCACUGCAGUUGUCUCAAACAUCUGUUUUUGUUAAUAACGUACCAUAGUAAUUUUAUAAUGCAUUUGUACUAUCUGGUGUGGUUUCUGAUGUCAAUCUUGAAGUGUCUGCUGGAUCUGUUUUAGUCAAUACAGAAACUGAUAGUGUAUUUGAUACUGUAGAUGCUGAGAAAGAUGUUGAUAUAGUGAUACAGAGAUUUUAUCUCCUAAGCAAAACAUAGGAACCGAUGUGAACAUUUUACAUCAGAGACUUGGACAUGUAUCUUUUUCUGUUUUACAUAAAGUCUUACAGUUGUGUAAACAAUCUCAGAAUGUUAAUAAAGAUAGUUUCUUGUUUUGUGAA
This is a messenger RNA of Ziziphus jujuba (common jujube), 2324 nucleotides long. RefSeq lists its product as uncharacterized. The coding region runs from base 134 to 1261 and encodes 375 amino acids. The transcript has 2 exons. The record is from RefSeq and is a predicted model, not a curated record. Lineage: Eukaryota; Viridiplantae; Streptophyta; Magnoliopsida; Rosales; Rhamnaceae.